GUUUGAUCCAAAACGAGCUGUACAACAGCUUCGAGCUUGUGGUGUACUCGAAACCAUUCGGAUAAGUGCUGCUGGCUUCCCAUCAAGGUGGACAUACCAAGAAUUCUUUAACCGCUAUCGUGUCCUGAUGAAGCAGAAAGAUGUCCUCAGUGACAAAAAGCUGACAUGCAAAAAUGUCCUGGAGAAAUUAAUCAAGGAUGAGGACAAGUACCAGUUUGGUAAAACAAAGAUUUUCUUCCGCGCUGGGCAAGUGGCCUACCUGGAGAAGCUGCGAGCAGACAAACUCCGAGCUGCUUGCAUCAGAAUCCAGAAGACAAUUCGGAGCUGGCUGCAGCGGAAGAAGUAUCUCCGCAUGCGAAACGCUGCGAUUACGAUUCAGCGAUAUGUGCGGGGCUACCAAGCCAGAUGGUACGAUGCUUUCCAAACCAAUCGGUUAUCUCUCGGUGCAAACCUAUACUUGUGCAGCAGUACAUUGGCACUGCCUCUUCAACAGGGUUGA
Messenger RNA from Chiloscyllium plagiosum (whitespotted bambooshark), 499 nucleotides. Lineage: Eukaryota; Metazoa; Chordata; Chondrichthyes; Orectolobiformes; Hemiscylliidae. The record is from RefSeq and is a predicted model, not a curated record.